This is a messenger RNA of Bradysia coprophila, 1966 nucleotides long. RefSeq lists its product as uncharacterized. The record is from RefSeq and is a predicted model, not a curated record. NCBI's taxonomy places the organism in Eukaryota, Metazoa, Arthropoda, Insecta, Diptera, Sciaridae.
AUCGGCGCCACUAAGUCUAGCCUUCGUUUUCAUUCUUAUGUGUGUCUUGUCCUCUGUGAUAAUAAAACAGAUUUCAGUUUGUCGUAGGACGUUCGAUAGAGUCGUUGUUCAUUUAACAUUUCACGAGUGUUGAGAUUUUCACUAAAAAGUUAAUUUGAAUAACAAAAAAAAGAGUUCAGAGCGAUGGUUGCAGUUCCAACAGUUAGAACAUUUCUGGGAUGUGUCGAUUUGAGGGUUGCUUGCCUUGUUAUUGCAGCCAUUCGGUUGGUGAUAUCCGUCGUUGCGCUCGUAGCACUACUUUUAGUAUUUUUAAUUACGGAAGAUGCUGCGGUCGAAGCUAGUAAUGAGGCAAAAGAAGACGACAAAACAGCGUACGGAUUUUUGGAAUUUAUGAUUGCUGUUUACUCCGCAAUUUUGGCUGUUGUCUUAAUUACAAAUUUGCUCGUCACCUAUUGGUUCAUACAGGGUGUGACUUCGAACAAACCACAAAAAAUGAAGUACUACUUGUGGCUGGAACAAGUUCUCAUUGUUCUGCUUGUGUUUGCCUUUGUCUACCGUCUGUAUCGCGUCGAUUUUUUGAUCGAGGCUCUGGCCGAGUCGUAUGUUUACAUCUGUUCCAAUUCGCUGUAUCAAGAAUGCCUGCUAGGCCAAUACAAUGAGAAUGCCGAGAAUGCAACCGAAAACACUGUAAUGAAAUUCGACAAUGUUCCACCACCAGAUCCAGUAUACAGCACAUAUGACGAACAGACGCAACCGGCACAAAAUUCUAAUCCUUUUAAGGAAUAAAAGUGGUUAUUGGUUAUACCUACCCGAGUCGAGUCCAAGGAAGUAAGUGAUCAGUGAUCAUCCAUGAAUUACGUGCCGCUUCUUCAGGGCUGUUAUCACAAUUGAAUCUUUAAUAACUCCAAAAAUACGAGCUCGACGAAGUCUUAAUGAAGUCAUUUAUGAACACAUGCAAAGAGUUUGCCCUUAACGUCUGCUUCGAAUUCCACCAAUUUCACACUGCAUCGUAAUCCUAUAAGCCCCUUUGUACUUUGUACAGGGCUAAAAAUCAAUGAGCGAGUAGCAAAGUUUAAUUAUUCUCUUCUUGAUUGUCCUUGCUUUUGUCAAAUUCAACAGAUCAAAGUCUGUUAGGAAAUGAAAACAAGCAUUUGAUCAAAGCACUUCAAGCAUAAGUUGUACUCUGAACAGAGCACUGAAACUGGACGGCAUACAAAUUUUGGCACUGUAAGAAAUGUGGCCAAAAUUUUCAUACAAAAUAGUUUAUUCAAAAUAUUUGACAGCUGUCACUCGAAGCACUUUUGCUGGAAGUGCAUUGAUUUGAUCAAAGAUCGAACCUCUUUGCAACUUUUUUGAGUGGUUUACCCCUCGCUAUUUAUGGAGUUAUUGAAGAUUUUAUUACAAUGGCAGCACUGAAAAAGCGUUACGUAAUUUAUGAAUGAUCCCUCAAUUGAUUGGUUCUUAAUGAAAAUCAUACUCUGUUCCUGUGGACUUAAAAGUAACUAAAUAUAACCCACUCGUCUUUCAUUGUAAGGUUGAAUUUACAGUUGUCCGUUUUCCCUCCGUUUACGUGGCGUUUCUAUUGUUUAAUUGACUUUGCAUGGCUUUAAUUCAACUGUCAAAAAACGCACGACUGUGAAUUCAACUUAACUGAAAGUCGUAUUAACGCCGUAAAUGCGCCUCAGAAUUUUAAUUCUGAGUGAUAAUCAGUCGACGAACAAAUGAAUCGACAAAUAAAUUUCUUCGCACUCCGUGAAUAAUGACAUCUAAAAAGCUGCGUUUGAUUAGGCUUUGACAUUUUUAAUUUUAAAAUUUAAGCGGACCUACGGCGUCAAUUCUAUGGAUUUGUUCAAGUUUGAACUUUAUGUUAUAACCGUGUUUAAUAAAGAAUCUAUAAAGCUCUAAAACUAAAAUUAUCCGCUUUCCAUGUUGAAUUCUGUAUUGGUGUAUUAAAAAUGUUUUAUUA